AUGGAAGAGUCAGCCAUCGUUUUAUCGACAAGUAUAAUUCGUCCAAGAAAUGUUAACCUAUCAGGUCGUGUAAACAAGAUCCAUCUUACUCCAUGGGACCUCCUCGUCCUUCGUAUUGGUUAUGUUCAAAGAGGUCUUCUCCUUCCUAAACCAAAUCCAAAGAUUGAUCUAAUCUCACGUUUAAAAAAUUCUCUUUCUAUUGCUCUCGACCAUUUCUAUCCUUUUGCUGGUCAACUAGUCAAGGUAAAGAACGACGACAAUACGGCCUCGUUCCAUAUCAACUGCGAAGGUGGUGGUCAUGGGGUCAAAUUUGUUCAUGCCACGGCUGAAAAGAUCUCGAUCGGUGAUGUCCUUCGAUACUCCGGUUCAGUGGAAGACGUGUUCUUCAGAUCCUUCUUUCCUGCGUACGGGUACAAGAACUACCAAGGUGUGUCAAACCCGUUACUUAUGGUGCAAGUAACUGAGAUGAAGGAUGUGAUUUUUAUCGGUGUUGGGUAUAACCAUACUGUCUCUGACGACAACUCUAUAUGGAUGUUCAUCAAGACAUGGUCAGAUAUUUGUUCAAAGGGUUCAGGAAUCAUCGGAUGCCCUCGUCUUCUCCACAAAGGUUGGUUCUUCGAUGGGAUCGAUUAUCCAAUCCAUAUUCCAGAUCCUGAAACAGAUGGAGGAAGAGAUCUUGAUGAUAAUAGUUUGAAAACAUCAACCGUUUUACGAGAGAUUGUCUUUCAUGUAACAAAAGAGAAUGUUUUGAAACUGAAAGCUAAAGCCAACGAUGAAGCUGGGUCUACUGAUGUGAAGAUCUCCUCUCUUCAAACGGUGUUAGCACAUAUAUGGCGUUCAGGGGUUAGGCACAGUGGCAUGAAGCUCGAAGAUGUAACCCAUUGCAGUUUACCAGCAAACAUGAGGCAUAGGCUCGAACCACCGUUCGCUGAAGACUGUUUUGGGCACUUUUGCCCUGAAGGGAUCAUCUCAACAACGGUCCGGGAGCUGCUAGAAAAUGGACUAGGCUGGUCUGCUAUGCUUAUAAACACAAUGGUAGGGUUACAGACGAGUGAAAGAGUCAAAGCUUCUGCUGAGGAAUGGGUGAAAACUUUUGAAUAUUCAGUGUGUUUUGGAGGAUUCUCCUUGUUUGUCUCUAGCUCACACCGGUUAGAUUGGUACUGCAAUGAUUUCGGUUGGGGUAAACCGAUCACUGCAAGAGCUGCACCAACGUAUCUCAGUGGGAGCAUCGUUCUUUUGAAAGGCUUUGAUGAGGGAAGUCUUGAUUUACAAGCUUGUUUACCAUUGGAAGUAAUGGUAAACCUAUUGAAAGAUGGUGACUUUUUGGAGUAUGUGAAUAUUGCAUGA
This is a messenger RNA of Microthlaspi erraticum, 1347 nucleotides long. Lineage: Eukaryota; Viridiplantae; Streptophyta; Magnoliopsida; Brassicales; Brassicaceae. The record is from the annotation of a GenBank genome assembly.